Molecule: messenger RNA, 2869 nt
Organism: Nanorana parkeri
Lineage: Eukaryota; Metazoa; Chordata; Amphibia; Anura; Dicroglossidae
Gene: ADAR
Product: adenosine deaminase, RNA specific
Exons: 14
Coding region: 91-2826 (911 amino acids)
Biological process (GO): adenosine to inosine editing; RNA processing
Cellular component (GO): nucleolus; cytoplasm
Molecular function (GO): tRNA-specific adenosine deaminase activity; double-stranded RNA adenosine deaminase activity; double-stranded RNA binding
Source: RefSeq, a predicted model, not a curated record
ACGGCCUACUUGCACGCAUCUCACCGGGCAGUCCAAUCGAGGGAGGAGCAGUCAACGUCGCAUUCAGAGUCCGACUGGUCAGCUGAAAUCAUGGCCGAAACCCGUGAGAAAAUCUGUGACUUCUUGUACCAGUCUCCGGCAUCCACACCAGCUGCCAUCCGGAAGAAUAUAGGCGUCUCCAGGGUCAACGAGGUCAACCAGCUGCUCAACACCCUGGAAAAGGAGGGCGAAGUCUGCCGCCAGGGCACUCCUGCCAAAUGGUCACUCACAGAAAAGAAGAGGGAGAGGAUGUUUAUUAAAAAGCGGGCGGCCGAAAUCCACGAGGAAGAGGAGAUGGAAGUCAAACCGGAGGCGGCGGAGCUUAAUGUUGAAAACGGGCAGCAGGGGACAGGACCGGACACCGCCAGCGUCACGCCCGCGGACGAAAACGUGGUGGCGGAAACCAACGUGGUGGCGGAAACCAACGUGGUGGCGGAAACCAACGUGGUGGCGGAAACCAACGUGGAGGCGGAAACCAACGUGGAGGAGCCGCCUGCGAAGCGGCUGAAGGAGAGCAGCUUUGACGACUACGAGAACGGAAAGUGGACCAUGGACGAGGUGGGAGACAUGAACACAAUAAACCAAAACUACCUGGACUCCAACAAUGCCGUCAGUAUGCCAGUGCCACAGUACCGCGAGCCCGUCAAGGAAGUCACGCGGUUGGAGAAGCUGCAAUCGUGCCAGGAGAAAAAUCCCGUGAGCGGGCUGCUGGAGUUCGCCCACUUCUUCUCCCAACAGUGCGAAUUUGUGCUUAUGGAACAGAGCGGACCGUCUCAUGACCCCAGGUUUAAGAUCCAGACCGUGAUCAACGGCCGGCGGUUUCCUGAAGCCGAGGCCAACAGCAAGAAAGCCGCCAAGAAAGAAGCCGCCUCCCUCGCAAUGCGCAUUCUCCUUCGAGAGGAGCAAGGUGGAUCAGAAGCGGAGGUCCUCGCCGAGCGCGGGACCGUCCCAGAGGCCCAAGAGGAACAAAAGAACAUUCCGCAGCCGUCUUUGAUUGGAGGGAAGAACCCCAUCAGCAUUCUUAUGGAGCACAGCCAAAAGUCAGGCAACAUGUGUGAAUUCCAGCUCAUGAGCCAAGAGGGACCUCCCCACGACCCCAAGUUCACGUACUGCGUUAAAAUUGGUGACCAAUCCUUUCCACCGGUGAUCGCCAACAGUAAGAAAAUGGCUAAGCAGCUCGCUGCCGAGGCCGCGGUAAAGAAGCUCCUUGGCGAGAACGCCCUGCAAACUGACAAGGUCGAUCCUUCUGCAGCUGAGGUGCCCAGUAUGGAAUUCCCCACAGUGCCAGAGCUUUCCGUGGACGAUAUCAAGAUGGCUCAGACUUCUGGGGUCGGCGAGUUCAUCAAGUAUCUGAACGCCAACCCCGUCAGCGGCCUUUUGGAGUAUUCCCGUGCCAAGGGUUUCGCUGCCGAAUUUAAAAUGAUCAGCCAGACGGGUCCCCCGCACGAUCCCAAGUUUGUGUUCCAAGCCAAGGUUGGCGGUCGGUGGUUCCCCCCAGUGACCGCAUCCAAUAAGAAACAGGCAAAAGCAGAGGCAGCUGAUGCUGCUCUGAGGGUCCUUAUUGGAGAGGCAGAAAAAGCCAUUAGGGAAGGUGAUAGUAUGGCAGAGCUCCCAGUCAGCGGCAGCACCAUUCACGACCAGAUCGCCAUGCUGAGCCACCAGAAAUUCAACAGCUUGACGGCCCGGAUCCAGAACAGCCUUCUCGGAAGGAAAAUCUUGGCGGCCAUCAUCAUGAGGAAGAACAGCGAUGACCUGGGCAGUGUGGUUAGCAUUGGCACUGGUAACCGUUGUGUGAAAGGGGAGGAGCUGAGCCUGUGCGGGGAGACGGUCAACGACUGCCAUGCUGAGAUCAUUGCCCGCAGGGGGUUUAUAAGGUUUUUGUACGACCAGCUGAUGAAGUACAAUCCCGACACCCCAGAAAGCAACAUAUUUGAGGAAUCUGAAGGAGACCUAUUGCGUAUCCGCCCCGGCAUCACCUUCCACCUCUACAUCAGUACGGCUCCCUGUGGGGAUGGGGCACUCUUUGACAAGUCCUGCAGUGACCAGCCAUGUCCGGAGGGAGACAAGAAACACUACCCUCUAUUCGAGAACCCCAAGCAGGGAAAGCUGCGCACUAAAGUGGAGAACGGCGAGGGCACAAUCCCGGUAGAGUCCAGCGACAUUGUUCCCACCUGGGACGGCAUUCAGCACGGCGAGAGGCUUCGCACCAUGUCUUGCAGCGAUAAGAUUCUACGCUGGAAUGUACUCGGCCUUCAGGGUGCCGUCCUGUCACAUUUCAUGGAGCCCGUCUAUCUCGGCUCCGUCACUCUGGGUUACCUGUUCAGUAAGGGACACCUCACUCGAGCGAUCUGCUGCCGGAUGUCACGGGACGGGGAAGGUUUUCAGCAACAGUUGCCGGACCUCUACAUUGUCAACCAUCCAGAGGUCGGUCGCGUCAGCGUAUAUGACUCUCACCGGCAGACUGGGAAGACGAAGGAGUCCAGCGUGAACUGGUGUCUGGCUGACGAAGAAGUUGAAGUUUUGGAUGGUACAAAGGGGAAAAUUGAGGGGGGAAAACUCGACGUCUCCCGCGUCUCCAAACACCACAUGUUCGCCCUGUACCAAAAACUUUGCUCGUCGCACAACCGCCAAGACCUCCAAGAGUACACCUCCUACAGCGACAUCAAGGCCGCGGCCACCACCUACCAGACGGUGAAGGGACUGUUCUUCAGAUCCUUACAAGAGAUGGGCUACGGAAACUGGAUCAGCAAACCACAAGAAGAGAAGAAUUUUAACUUGACGGCGUAACGAUCAGCAAAUCUGUUUUUUGUUUUUGUUUUUUUGUAAAGGA